Molecule: messenger RNA, 1521 nt
Organism: Sclerotinia sclerotiorum 1980 UF-70
Lineage: Eukaryota; Fungi; Ascomycota; Leotiomycetes; Helotiales; Sclerotiniaceae
Exons: 4
Coding region: 1-1521 (506 amino acids)
Biological process (GO): transmembrane transport
Cellular component (GO): membrane
Molecular function (GO): transmembrane transporter activity
Source: RefSeq, a predicted model, not a curated record
AUGACAACAGCCACAGAAACCUCAGAAAACAUCUCAGCUACUCCUGGUUCAGAGAUACACGACGACAAGCCAGUACAAGCUGAACACGAGACCGUGGACGCCACGCCCCCAGGCGAAGAAAGCCAAAUUACGAAAGAAUUAGAUCGGCUCAUUACGAAGAAAUUCGAUAGAAAUGUUGUGCCGUGGUUAUUUGGACUAUGGCUGCUGGCUUUCAUUGACCGCUCUAAUAUUGGGAAUGCUAAGAUCGAUGGAUUGGCUGCGGACUUGAAUAUUCUAACGGGAACAAAGUUUAAUAUUGCGUUGACUAUCUUUUACGUACCCUAUAUUUGUGUUGAUAUUCCGUCGAAUUGGCUUGUUAAGAAAAUAGGCGCUGGAUACUACCUCCCCGCCUUAAUCAUAGGAUGGGGCACCAUAAGUCUCUGUAUCGGAUGGGUAGAAACAUGGAACUCGUUACUAGCUGCUCGUUUUUUUCUCGGGCUCAUGGAAGGUGGAUUACUGGGAGGCCUGAUAAUCUACCUUGCCAUGUUCUAUCGUCGUCACCAACUCAUGCGUCGAAUCGGCCUCUUUUACUGUGCUGCUCCAUUAUCCGGAGCCUUUGGAGGUCUCCUCGCUACUGGGCUUUCGAAGAUUAAAACUCCGGGGUAUAAUGGCUGGCCCUUCAUUUUCUUUGUCGAAGGUGCUAUUACCGUCAUCUUUGGAAUUGUGACGAUAUUUUUUCUGCCCCAUACACCUUCCCACGCCAAGUUUUUAACGGAAGAAGAACGAUAUGUCGCUAUCCAUCGUAUGAAACUUGAUUAUCGUGGAGCUUCUCCGGUUGCCAACAUAGAUAAUGAGAAAUUCAAUUGGCACUGGGUAAAAUUAGCCGUGUUCAAUUGGAAUACUUGGUUACUUUCACUUAACUUCUUUGCCGUCAUUACUCCUAUUUAUUCCUUUUCCCUUUUCCUACCGACUAUUAUUACUGCGCUGGGUUAUACUCGUAUAAAUGCAAAUCUCCUAACCGUCCCUCCAAACAUGGUCGCCUUCCUCAGCGUAAUCCUCGUCACAUCUCUCUCAGACUACUUCAAGCGCCGCGGAAUCUUCAUGCUCAUCUGUUCUAGCAUCGCCAUAAUCGGCUAUAUAAUGCUCAUCACCAUUUCGAAACCCCAUGUCCAAUAUGGCGGUACGUUUCUCGUCGCUGCUGGAAGUUUUGCCUGUCCGCCUGUCGUCAUGGGCUGGCUAGCAAACAACACCUCCCCCCACUACGUCCGCGCUUCCGCCUCAGGAUUACAAAUCGGUCUCGCCAAUAUCGCCGCCUUCAUCGCAACCUUCACAUAUAUAGCCGAAGAUGCACCUCGCUAUACAGCAGGUCAUGCGAUAAAUCUCGGUAUGUUAGGUUUGUGUCUCAUAGUUACUAGUAUUACGAUGUGGUAUUGCAAAUGGGAAAAUGGGAUGCGGGAGAGAGGGAUGAGAGAUGGGAGGUUGGUGGAGGGACAUACGGAGAUGUUGGGUCAUAGACAUCCAGAGUUUAGGUAUACUGUUUGA